Molecule: messenger RNA, 1999 nt
Organism: Nannospalax galili (Upper Galilee mountains blind mole rat)
Lineage: Eukaryota; Metazoa; Chordata; Mammalia; Rodentia; Spalacidae
Gene: Emc3
Product: ER membrane protein complex subunit 3
Exons: 8
Coding region: 160-945 (261 amino acids)
Biological process (GO): protein folding in endoplasmic reticulum
Cellular component (GO): EMC complex; membrane
Source: RefSeq, a predicted model, not a curated record
AGUCGGCGGCCGGGUGGCCCAGCUGGAAACAGUGCGUGGUGAAGCGAGUGAGGCUGCCUAAAAUUCCACACCAGCCAGGCUGAGGGGCGGGAGAAGGCCCGGAACCGAAAUCUGAGGGGAACCCAACUACUCCCAACCCGUAGCCAACUCUCAGCGAAGAUGGCGGGUCCUGAGCUGCUGCUCGACUCCAACAUCCGCCUCUGGGUGGUCCUGCCCAUCGUUAUCAUCACUUUCUUCGUGGGCAUGAUCCGCCACUACGUGUCCAUCCUGCUGCAGAGCGACAAGAAGCUCACCCAGGAACAAGUGUCUGACAGUCAAGUUCUAAUUCGAAGCAGAGUCCUCAGGGAAAAUGGAAAAUACAUUCCCAAACAGUCUUUCUUAACACGAAAAUAUUACUUCAACAACCCAGAGGAUGGAUUUUUCAAGAAAACUAAAAGGAAGGUUGUACCACCUUCUCCUAUGACUGAUCCCACCAUGCUCACAGACAUGAUGAAAGGGAAUGUCACGAAUGUCCUCCCUAUGAUUCUUAUUGGUGGAUGGAUCAACAUGACGUUUUCAGGCUUUGUCACAACCAAGGUCCCAUUUCCACUGACACUUCGCUUUAAGCCUAUGCUACAACAAGGAAUAGAGCUGCUCACGUUAGAUGCAUCCUGGGUGAGUUCUGCAUCCUGGUACUUCCUCAAUGUAUUUGGACUUCGCAGCAUUUACUCUUUAAUUCUUGGCCAAGAUAAUGCUGCUGACCAAUCACGAAUGAUGCAGGAGCAGAUGACCGGAGCAGCCAUGGCCAUGCCCGCAGACACUAACAAAGCUUUCAAGACAGAGUGGGAAGCUUUGGAGCUGACAGAUCACCAGUGGGCACUGGAUGAUGUGGAAGAAGAACUCAUGGCCAAAGACCUCCACUUCGAAGGCAUGUUCAAAAAGGAAUUGCAGACGUCAAUUUUCUGAACACUGUGCAGGGAUUAGCUGUGUCCGGAACUUGGAGUAAUGCUUAACCUUGUAACUUUCGUUGGAGCUGGAGCCUCUGAGAAUAAAAGGAGGAUGCAAGGGCUGGCGGGCGUGCAGCAGGCUCAUUCUUGUCUGAGCUGGGUUCCCCUUUGUGUUGGAAACUAGAGGAAAGAGGAGUUGCUGGAUGAUGUGCUGUUUUAAAAGGUUGUAAAAGUUCCUCAGGUGACUCUAGUUUAGAAAGUCAGAGAAAGGGGAAAACCCAAGCUACCAAGAAUAUAUCAAAACUUAGCAAAAAUUUCAGCCUUUGGAAGAAGCAUCAUCAGUUCUAACUAGUCAUUAUGUUCAGUCAGCCUGACUUCUAACCACAGUAAACUCCUGUUUUCUUAGGAUCCAAACACCCUGCAUUUUACCUUUAAUUUCUUGUUAGUAUUUUUUAACUUUCUUUACAAAAGUAAUACAUUUUCACUAUCGAAAGUUUAGAGACUGCAGCUGAGGAACUUAGAACUUCUGCACUGCUCACUUGAGCCUACAGAACCACGCAGAGUCAGUGUGUCCUAUCCUUAUUGAAAUCAACUCUUUCAAGAGUGAAUCCCCAGGGCCAGGGCAGACUCAGCAAGCCUUUCAUAUCUCUUCAUGUUGUCCAGUGAAAACAGGUGACCCUGAGGCACGGCCAGACUCUCAAGUGCCUUUGGGAUCAUCAGAGACAGGUUACAUAAUACAAGUUCUUGAUCUGAACUUGAGAAAAUAUCAAAUCCAUUGGCCAGUCAAUGGUGCUGUACUGUAAAUGGCUACUCAUUUGAACGAGUGACCUCAUUUCCCAGUUCCUCUGGACAGGAGAGAAUUUACAUAUCACUGUCAGAGGGCACGAGGGCAGCUGCUGAUGGAUACAUAGAUCAGGGUGACCAGAAAUCCUCUGUCUAGAUGAACAGCCCCAGGGAAGUGGCAGGGUGCCAUUUCUGUACCAAGAGUUGGAUGUAAUUUGCAUGUUGAGCACUGUAAUCAAGAACAAGCAACUCUUGACUCUACUAAUUAAACAAUCCUGUUUUCUCUUUUU